CCACCGCACACCAAACACAGCAAAACAAAGCAGAAUAAGCCGUGUACAUCUAUAAUUGAUACUAUCCCGUGAUCUGGUUUCGAUAUACACGAACAAGUGCAUAGUUAGCGCCAAGUCCAGCAUGGAUCUGGUGUCAGGGGCGAUGGGCAGCCUCGCCCCCAAGCUAAUCCAGCUGCUCCAAGAUGAGUACCAGCUGGAGAAGCAUCUGAGGAGUGAAGUGAAAUCUCUCUCAGAGGAGCUGGAGAGCAUCUACGCCUUCUUCCACAAGGUGGCGCAAGUACCAUGGUACAACCUUGAUAAGCAGAUCAAGAUCUGGGCACGAGAGGUCAGGUGUGCAUCCUUCGACAUGGAGGAUGUCCUUGAUACCUUACUCGUACAGGCCAAGAGCCAUGACCACGCCGACCAGAGCAGGCUCAAGCAUGCCAUGAAGAAGAUGGGUGACCUGUUCACCAAGGCCAAGGCUCGCCAUGACAUCGCAAGCGACAUCAAAACCAUCAAAGAACAAGUUAAGGUGGUGGCAGAGAGACGUCAAAGGUACAAAAUUGAUGAUAAUAUUGAGGCCAGGACUACUACCACAAUAAUCGAUCCUCGACUUUUGGCUCUUUAUAAAGAAGCUUCACAGCUCAUUGGCAUCGAUGAACCAAUGGAUGCGGUCAUCGAGAUGCUAUCUGUUGGGAACAGGCAUCACAGUACGUCUGGCAAGGAGACAAAGAUUGUCUCCAUUGUCGGGUUUGGAGGAUUGGGCAAGACCACUCUUGCCAAGGCUGUGUAUAACAAGGUUAAUAAUCAAUUUGACUGUUGUGCUUGUGUUCAAGUGGGACAAAAUCCUGACCUCAGGAAAGUCCUGAGGGACAUUCUCAUUGAUCUCAAGCCAACAAACAUGACCAGAGCUCAUGUCGAGAAACAGCUCAGCUUUGGUUAUCUCAAGGAAUUUGAUGAAAGGCAACUCAUCAAUGAACUCCGAUUGUACCUUCAAGGAAAAAGGUAUUUCAUUGUUGUAGAUGACAUAUGGCAGACAUCAGCAUGGGAAGUCAUUAGCUGUGCAUUUGUUGAUGGUAAUUGUGGUAGUAGAAUACUCACCACUACACGUAAUUCUCAAGUUUCAACAGAAAUUGAUGGUGAGAUUUAUAGAAUGGAAGAACUUUCUUACAACAACUCCAGAAAACUAUUCUAUGCCAAAACAUUUGGUGGGGAAGAAAGAGGUCCUAGUAGUGACGAAUUGGACAAUGAGGUAUGUGAAACAAUUAUACAGAAAUGUCGUGGGGUACCAUUAGCUAUUGUCACAAUUGCCGGGGCGCUAGCUAGAAAACCAACAAAGGAGUGGUCUCAUCUAUACAACUCAAUUGGUUUUAGUUCAGAUGACGAUAAAGUUGAGAAUAUGAAAAAGAUUCUAUCAUUUAGCUGCUAUGACUUACCUAGUCAUCUAAGGACUUGCUUCCUCUAUCUAUGUGUAUUUCCAGAAGAAUAUUAAACUCU
This is a messenger RNA of Panicum virgatum (switchgrass), 1476 nucleotides long. RefSeq names its product disease resistance protein RGA5-like. Lineage: Eukaryota; Viridiplantae; Streptophyta; Magnoliopsida; Poales; Poaceae. The transcript is spliced from 2 exons. The record is from RefSeq and is a predicted model, not a curated record. Gene Ontology annotation, molecular function: ADP binding. Bases 122 to 1471 code for a protein of 449 amino acids.